CAACGGGACGCCUACACUUUCACCUGAGCCGUCUGGAACAGUGAGUCUACAAAGAUGAUCAAAGCAGCAUUGUCGGUACUCUUGGUCCUGGUGGCCAUGUCCUCCACUUUUGGGAAAAACACCCUCAAAUCUGGCAAGAGGAUACCUCAGACUCUGUCCAGAGGUUGGGGUGAUCAGCUGAUCUGGGCUCAGACUUACGAGGAAGCUCUCUACUGGUCCAGGUCAAGAAACAAGCCUCUGAUGGUCAUCUUUCACCUGGAGGACUGCCCACACAGCCUGGCACUGAAGAAGAUUUUCUCUGAGGACAAUGAGAUCCAGAAGAAGAUUGAUGACGACUUCAUCGUCCUCAAUCUGAUGUAUGAAACCACAGACAAACAUCUCUCUCCUGAUGGACAGUAUGUUCCCAGAAUCCUGUUUGUCGACCCCACAAUGACCGUGAGGGCCGACAUCAAUGGUCGCUACAUGAACCGUCUGUAUGCCUACGAACCAGCUGACGUCAAACUCCUGAAGCUCAACAUGGAUAAAGCUAAGAAGCUCCUGAAGUCUGAGCUGUGAGCAUGAGGACGACCCUGAGAGUUAACUGCUGUCACUACAGUUUACAUGUGGAAAACUAAGCACUGCAAAGUUCCUUCUCUUCGCCUUCACUUGUAAUGUUUGCUCCUUAAAUUCUCUUCCUGAUUCUUGCCUU
Cottoperca gobio is the source of this 688-nucleotide messenger RNA. RefSeq names its product anterior gradient 2 (gene agr2). Lineage: Eukaryota; Metazoa; Chordata; Actinopteri; Perciformes; Bovichtidae. Gene Ontology annotation, cellular component: endoplasmic reticulum. The transcript has 8 exons. The record is from RefSeq and is a predicted model, not a curated record. The coding region runs from base 55 to 555 and encodes 166 amino acids.